This is a messenger RNA of Monodelphis domestica (gray short-tailed opossum), 727 nucleotides long. It is a transcript of the gene SMIM43, whose product is annotated as small integral membrane protein 43. The record is from RefSeq and is a predicted model, not a curated record. NCBI's taxonomy places the organism in Eukaryota, Metazoa, Chordata, Mammalia, Didelphimorphia, Didelphidae.
CCCAGUGAGCCCAGGAGAGAGAGAGAAACCGAGGUUCCAGCUGAGGCGGGCGCUGGCAUCAGGGGACAGCUCUUUGGGUCAGCCUCGGAAGGGCUGGGGCCUGGAGAGGAGAGGGGCCAGGCCAGAGGUGAGCACCGUGGCACGCUGCUGGGCUCCUGCAGCCCGGGGGCAGAGCGGCUUUUUUCUCCUUGGCCAGGUGCGCUAGGGCUGGCCAUUCCAAGCCGACUUGGAACUGCGGGGCGGUGGCAUGGAGUGGGAAAUCAACUUGCUUCUCUACCUGGCCCUCUUCUUCCUACUGCUCUUCUUACUCUUCCUCCUGCUCUUCGCCGUCAUCAAGCAGUUGAAGAACUCCAUUGCUCACACAGCUGGGGUGCUGCAGCCGGGCCGCCUGUCGCUGCCCCGGGAGCCGUGGGGCUUCUGCCGCGAGCAAGCCGUGUGAGGCAGCCGGGCUGGGCGCAAGCCUCCGGUGCAGCUCUCCAGCCUCCCUGCGGAAAUCCCACGGGCCGCCCAGUUGUUCCACUCUUGCUCCAAACCUGGGAACAGUCCUACAGCCCUCCGAGUUCCCGCUGCGCCUGGGAUGUCUCCUCAGGCUCCACUGGGUGUUGGUCCGGCCCUACGGUGUUCCCGACCCGUAGCUCUGCGCUCCUGGGGACAAGGGGAGGAGCUGCGGUUCAGUCUACAGCCUCACAGUGGCUCAAGGCUGGUGGUCCCUCCCGGACCUUCGAGA